Podarcis lilfordi (Lilford's wall lizard) is the source of this 35898-nucleotide messenger RNA. Lineage: Eukaryota; Metazoa; Chordata; Lepidosauria; Squamata; Lacertidae. The record is from the annotation of a GenBank genome assembly.
UUCCGAUCUGUUACCAUGAUGGCUGCGUCUGAGCACCAGCGCGCCCUGCCUCGAGCAGGCGGCGGCAGCAGAAAUCAAGCCUUACUACAUGGGUGUGCAAAACGGUAUUUAUUUAUUUAGGUUGUAAACAUUUAAAAUGCAGCGCUUUGCUCUGCCCUCCUUUAUCCUCUCCAGCAAGUGGGGUCACGCGCUGAGAUAAAACGGGUUCGGAGUUGUUGUUUUUAAUUCGCGCGCGGGCUGCGAGAGGCGAGGAACCGUUUGUACCACGUGACGGCGAGAGGCCGGUCUCUUUCCCUUCCCCCCUUGUAGAUUUCCCUCCCCAAUCGGCGCUGCCUCACGUGACCAUCACGUAGCCCGUAACUCUACGGUGGCCCGGCGAGUUCCGCUCGUUUCCUAGGAAACGGCGGCUGACGCCUGGCGCGGAUGGGGCCGAGUCGCUCCGCGGACCCUCGUCGUCCCAUGAAGAGUUCCGCCUCGGCAGGUGAAGUCCCGCGAGGGGAUAUAGAAGCGAGCCGUCGCCUUCUCGGGGUGGUGGUGAGAAAGAAACGGGCCCCUAUGACGAGGCCUCUCAGCCCUGCCGGAGCGGGGGGGGGCUGGUCCCUGGGAACUUGAAGAGGGAAUAAGCAGAUGCAAAAAGGCUAGAGCUGUCAACAGGUGUGGCAGAUGCGAGGAGCCUUUGUCUCCCUGUGAAUCAGGUGUAAAGCCCCCCUCCCCCCGCCGCAUUUCCUACUUCUAAGCGCCCUCCCUCGCUUGCCAGCGUUGGAAACAGAAUGCUGGGCACUUAAAAUUGCCCUCUUCCUCAUCAAGCAACGCAAAUCCAUAUGGCUCAUACCUCAAGCUGCUCAUAUCCACCUGUAUCUAUAUGCAAGUCUGCAUAUACAGACUUGGGCCACGCAGUUGAAACUGAUCUCUCUGAUUUUCAGUACGGCUAAUUACGUUUAGUAGGACAGGUGGGCUCAGGCUGGCAGCUCAGGAAAUCCAUAAGGUGGCAGACCUAUGCAUGCUUUCCUGGGAGUAAGCACCAUUGCACUCAAAGGGCUGAGUUAAAACAGGUAUAGGAUUAUAAUGUAAGCUUUCCUUAGACACUUUGUUAAAUUUCUUUGAUGAUAAAUGCAGAUAAAUUGAGGCACUACAGAUGAAGGAAUAGGAUUUUUAGUUUUUACAAAAGGCCGAAAUAUUUUCUUUCUUUUUUCUUUCUGUACUUAGUUGUAAAGCAAACAAUAUUAUUUCUUGUGCCUUUUUUUAUUUAAAAAAAGCAGAUUAGAUUAUGUGUCAUGAGAGGUGGCAUUUGUAAUCUUCUUACCGUGUUUUCUGAGACUUUUUCCAUGUGCUUACAUAACAAUACCUUAUUUAAUUGAAUUCUCUGCAGUCAUCCCUGUUGUUUUAUAUUGUAGUGCCAUGUAGGUUUCAGAAGAACAAUGAGCAAGAUGUGGAAAAUAUGCUUUGUGAUAAACUUCCCAAAUUGGGAUUUGUUUUUGAUAUUUUGUGUCGGCACUCGACACAUCUAGAGAGCUUUAAAAUGUCCUAUUAGAGACCAAUCAAGACACUUCUCAUUUACUUUUUAUAUAUAUAGUAUAUAUUCCUGGAUUAUGAAUUACUUGAAGAAGGUUUAAAGGCCUGUUGUUCACCCAUAUUGGCUCAGGAAGGGAUUUUCUUUGAGAGGUAAGUUUGCUUGUAUUCAUAGUGACAAUUGCUUUAUUUACAUUUUGGGAAGUGUUUCUAUUAUUUAGUUAUCUGAACAAAAAUAUUUGAGAUAUUUGACUAGAACAUAGCUAAGGAGAUAUCCAAGUUGCACAACAUAGCAAAACAUGGUACACCUAACUAUUUCAAUCUCAGGAUCAUUUCUCUUGUGUUAGUUGAAUGGAGUGGGUGGCUUAUAGGAAAUAAUUGUUUUGUUUGCUUGUUGUUUAUUUAUAUGGAGCCAUCAGCAUUCAAUGUGUUUUAUAGAGUAAUGUAACAAAAGACGGGUUUUGACUUACAAGAUAAGAAUUCAUUUUAAUAGAAUUACAUACCCUCCAACAUUUCUCCUAUGAAAAUAGGGACGUCCCAUUCCAUAAUGAUAAUUUUACUAGAUAGAUAAUUUAUUACGGUUGGAGACCAGCUUAUAAAACACACUUGGGGGUACAAUCCCAGAAGGAAAACAAACAUUUAAAACAAUGUACAACAAUAAAUUUAAAAUUUAUAAAUGCAAUAAGUGUAUAGUAUAGACACUUAAAACUUUAAGAUAAGCUACCGCAGAGAGAUAACAGUAAUUUUACUAUUUAUACCACACACAUCUUACUGGGUUGCCCCAGCCACUCUGGGCAGCUUCCAACAUAUAUAAAAACGUAAUAAAACAUUAAGCAUUUUUUAAAAAAACUUCCCUAUACAGGAUUGCCUUCUGGUGGCUCAGGGAGGGGGGGUGUCAGAUAAUUCCAUACCCUCCACCAUUUCUCCAGUGAAAAUAGAGACAUCCUAAGAAAAAGCGGGACAUUCCAGGAUCAAAUCAAAAACUGGGACGGCUUCUCUAAGUCAGGGAUGUCCCUGGAAAAUAGGGACACUUGGAGGAUCUGGAAUUAACUCAUGGAAGACAUGGUUUUCAGUCUCUCUUGUGAGAAAUGACAAAAUUCCAGCAAGCUUACUAUCUUCCACGGAUAGAACCUUAUGUAAGAAGAGCUUUCAUUUUAAGACUCUGGUAUUUACAUAAGAGUGCAGAAGUACGUGACUUUCGGAGCAUGACUUUAAAGAGCAUUAGAGUUCUGCUGGGUCAGACCAAGGGCCUGUCUACUCCAGCAUGAAUGGUUUGUUAAAGGUUGUCAAACAAGUAUGCUAAGAGCAGAUUGGAAGGUUGUACAUUAAAAAUUCAAAUACUUGGCGGCAGUAAUUUAAUUUGUGCUUUAUUCUGUUUUUGUUGUUCAUGCUGUUUCUUUUAUUAUCUACUUGGUAAUUUCAGGGAUUUGCGAGUUUAAACGCAGUUGCUGAUUAUGGCUCACCGGUUUUCAAAAGAAGACCUAGAUGAACAGUUUGAACAGUUUUUGAAAGAGGUAUUGUUACACUUUUUUUUCUUUACUGUAUUCUUUCAGAGACAUACCUGCAGUUUGGCUAAACUUAUUAACAUCUAUGAUUGGCUUACAAGAGAUGAAUUCCGAUUUAUGGAAUUAACUUUUGGAAGACAGAGCUUUCAUUUUCUUUUGUGAGAAAUGGCAAAAUAUACAUCUCUCUUUAGCUUGUUCCUAAUUUUUACAGAGCUUGGUGUAAACAAACAGAUCAUGUUCUUUAUUAGUGCGUUUGACUGUUAAGUAUUUCCUGUAAAUGAAAGGUUCUGUAGCUAGUCACUGUUAGAUCUGUGACAGUGGGUGAUCCAUCAGUGAGACUCUUGGUUAUCAUUCUUUAUUGGAUACCAUAGCAGGGAUCCUGUUGCUUCCUUUCUAAUGAGAGGAGAAGCAACUACAGUGUGCACAUCAUAACCAUUGCCAUAUAUAUGUUAGGGUGAUGUAAGUUCAGCAGUUAAUGCACAUAGCAGCCAGCCAUUCUGCACAUUCACCAGGCCUCAUUGAGAAUGUGCACAUAAUCUGUCCAGUGUUUUGCACUCUGGAUUCAACAAUGGAAUUGAUUCAACUAACUGGUCCUGCUAGUGAAAGCCUUAUAAAGGACUUCCGCUAGUGUAAUGGAACUUCCCCCCACCCUUCCCUGCCCAGCACCCAGAUCAGCUCUACAGAGAACUCCAGAACAGUGCACAGCAGGAGGAGAGGAGAGAUUGUUUCAUCAGACAAGCAGAAAUGCUUCCACAGUUAGAAUGUUUGUAACAGCAUCAUGUUGAACUCCUCCUUCUAUACGUAGGGCAGUAGUCAAUGCUAGUCCUACUCAGAGUAGACCUAUUGAAGUUAAUGGACACGACUGACUUAAGUUCAUUAAUUUUUAGUGGGUCUGCUCUAAGUAGGACUUGGUUGACUACAACAGCCUUGGACACUGUGCAUAUCUCAACUGCAUUUUGUACAUUCUCUGGAAUCUUGAGGAAUGUGUUUAUCUGUAUUUUAGUACUGCCCCCCAUGCUGCUAUUAAGCAUAGUCCUAUAUGGCAUGUCUACAAGCACAUUGUGUGUGUGUGUGUGUGUGUGUGUGUGUAAGUGUAACUACGCACUUGUAACCCACACAUUGUGUGGACACUCAGAGUUGUAUCCAACUCACGAUAGACCCACUGAAAUAAACAAAGUUAAGUUAGUCAUGUCCACUAAUUUCAGUGUGUCUACCCUAUUACUUAGUUGGAUGCAACUCUCAUCUUUUGUAAAAUGCUUCAUGGUGUGUGCCAUUAAUGAGGCAACCUGAUUUAAUUACACUGUAUGCUACUUUUUCAAUGCUACUAUCAUGCUACAUUUGGCUUUCCAAUAAGAACCAUUGUUAUUUAGAUCCAAAUCUCACCGCUAACUCUAUCUAACUGCUUUGUAUAGUCCAUGAUUUUGCACGGACAUACAGAGGUGGGGUUUUUUUUUUGUCUUUUUAUUUUUUGUCUGUCAAACCGGGGCUUGGAUGAUACAGCUAAAAAGGCCUGGAUAAUUCCUUUCUUUUUUCAGUCUUUCUCAUUAUGGUCAUGUUCAUGCAAUUUAUAUAUCAGGGACCUGUAAUGCCAUUUUUUUCUGUAAGUGUUUUCUUUCCCAGCUGUUACUCUACUGUUUUUGAAGUUGACAAGAUGGCUAGACAUAGAAGGUUUCCAGAUCUCUGUUGAAACAUCUGGGGACAUUUCAGUUUCUUCAGUUACAAUGCUCUGAGGAGUGUCGGCAUCAUCCUAGUUCCACUUGCUGAGCAGAGGAUGCAGUUAGUCGCAAAAGAAAUAGCAAGUGAUAACAGAACUUGCAUCAAGCACCUGUCAGUAGCUCCCAGUGCAGUUGUUUUGUGGCUUCAGUGUUGCAUUUGAACUUGUGCUCUGCCUUAAAAACAGAACUUAACUUUGACUUUGUUAUUUAUAUGCUAUGCAUUAAAAUUAUAUUAAAAACAUAAAUCUGUUUUCUCUGCAUAGUUCAAUAGCUUCGAAAAGUAGAAAUAAAUGCUGUUAUUUUGUCUUUACCACUUACUUAAGGGCUGCUUCGUAUGCUAUGUUUCAAUACUUGAAAUGUCUAGAAAAAGUCUAUACUAUGUACAUUACUGUGGGUUGAUUCAGAUGUAAGACCAAACAAUGGCUUAUGUUUAGACUUUUUUUAAAGAAAAACCUUUAAAAUCUAUUUAAUUAAAAUCAUUUCUAAACUUCUUGAUACUUAAAAAAUAUUCUAAGCAGCUCACAAGCAGUACAGAUCAACAUAAAAGCAGUGAAAUAAUCUCAUAAUAAAUAAAAGAUAAAACGGAAGUCCUGUAGUUAAGUGUUCAAUCUUAUGGAUCAGGAAAAGCCUGCACAAACAGAUACAUCUUUACAAGACUUCUGAAGCAAAUAAUUAAUGUUGUGUCAUAUACAGCAGAAGAAAAGACAUUCCAAAGUGUGAGGAAAACCUUGGAAAAUGACGAUUUUUUGGUCACCACCCUAUGAUAUUCUGUAGUGUGCAGUGCUAAGUGAUCUUAGAAGUCUGCAAGCAAUCCUUUGGGUAAUUGUUGUGUUCUGCACAUGGUUGUACAGAAAGUCCUUGGCAUAUGUCUGCAGGUUCUGCUACAAGUACAUAAGCGUCUUUCUUUCCCUUCCCAGAAUGACAGUGAUGAGAAAUACUGGGGAGUAGUCAGAGAUUAAUUUGUCUGCUAAAACAGAAGAAGAGAGGCUAGAAACCGCACAAAUACCACACUUUGCCAUAGAAUAUCAGUACUCUGGUCCUCCGGUAAAUUACCAUGGAAUUGAUCAUCAAUAUUAGUUAAGACCCAUUGAAUUGCUGCAAUAUGCUCAACUCUCUUUGAGAUCAGUGGGUCUUAAAAAAGCUUAACUUUGAACCGGUCUCAUGUCCUAUUUUAUGGAGACCCAAGAAAAUAAACCGUAACAGCACAAGUAAUUCUUGCUUCUGAUUCAGUCCCUUUCAGAUGAUUCACUUGGAAAUGAGCCAAAGAAAAAAUCCAGCAUUCCUGACUCUGUUGGGCAGGCCACAAAUAAAGAACCGAAGAAGAAUCCUGUGCCGUGGUGGAUAUCUGAGGAUGAUUCCGAUAAUGGUAGUGAAUUCUAUUUGGAUUCUGUGUAAUGUUUUUACUACUUGUGACCACAAGAUGGCAAUCAAGGCCUUUUGUGUUCAUAGUUUUUAUGAUUAUUUUUUUACAAAUAGAAUUAUUGAGGUUCCUGUGUUAGAUAAAGUAAUUUUCAGUUUUAAAGAUGCUGUUCUUAAAAUACAGACUACUCAAGCAAGCCAUUGUGGAACCUGUGUGUCAAAGUAGGUGAGCGAUGCAGCCUCUGCAGGCAAAAACAUUUUCUCUGAAUACUGUUUGAUUUUACUUAUGCAAAGUUCUUGUACAAACAUCUUGUUUUAAGAAAAUGACUGUUCUGCAUAUUGAGCGCUUCUUUCCAGGUCACAUACUGGUUCCAGAAGCACAAAUUAAGUAGGCUCAUAUUUAGUUGUGAAUGAGUUUCUCUCUUAUCCCUAGUCAAGUGCAGUAGUGCCUAAGGAGUGAAUUCACAUUCUUUUGGGCCUCAUAUUUGGUGAAGGAUUUGCAAGGUUACCUGAGGACAAAAGUGUUGCAUGGAGAGUGCAGUCAGGAAUGUAUGGCAGCUGAUUGAGAUAGUGUACUUUGAUUCCUUUGGUCUUCAGCCAAGGUUGCAUUGGCCAGCGGUCGCUGUUUCCAGUCAUGGACUUCUAUACUUGGCAUGCUAAGACACUGAUGCUGUCUCAAAGGUGCUUGCCCCUGCCAUUUAUUAAAUCCUUUUUUGGACUUAACUUGCUUGUUUGCUUUUUGGUAACCUCCCCCCUCAAAAAAAAGAAAAUUGACAUGAUGUCUUCCUUGGCUUUCUACAUAUGUUGUUUUUCUCUCAUUUCCCAAGUUGCUAAGACAAACAGAUUUAUCAAACAAGAAAAUGAGAAGAAACUCAUUGGGGCAAAAGAUGAAAUGAUUGAAGAUAGUGAAAACAAAUCACCACUUUCAAAUAACCAGUCUGGUACUAGAUUUAGUUACCCCUUUUUAGAGAUCAGCUUUGCAAUAGUUGUGCUAUAUUGCAAGUCAAAAUCAAUUAUUUCUGAGAAAUAAUGGUUUUCCUUUGUUUGAUACCAGUUCUGAUCAAACAAAUAUUGGCUUUAAUUAUGUGUGCCAUCGCCAACAGUAUUUGGUGAACGCAACUUUGACUUGGGUGAAAAACCUCGUGCUUAUUUAGGCAACAUACAAAAGUAUGUAAAUAUGGUAUGAAUUAAUUGUGUAAUCGUGAGCUAUGUGUAGAGAUGAUGCAUGGUGCAGUGCUCAGCCAGGAAUUAGGAUUGGACAAAUUCAAUCUGAAUAUUAGACCAGUUAUUAUAAUCACACCCUUUAUUCAUUUUUACUGUUAAGUUUCAUUGCAAACAGUGCUUGAGCAAACCAGUUUUGUUUUGUUUUUUACACUGAGCAUUCUGACUCCAUGAACAUGUGCAAUAUUUCUUGUAAAGCAUUAAAUAAAUAGUUUGGUGUAUACUUCAAGGAAGCGUAAUUUAGCCAAAGAACUGUGUGGUGUUGUUUUAGAGGAGUUGUCUAAUCGUGGUGCACUUCUAGCUGCAGUGUGAAAAUAGCUAGAUAUUGAGUCAUUUUUUUCAGCUUGGUAACAAAAUUUACCCUUCUUUUUUUGGUCCCUAACCAAUUACCUGUACACUUGUGACUGUUUGUGUGUAGUUAAAGUAGUUGCUCCUAAACCCUUUUCAAGUGCAUCCCACAGCAAGGCACUGGCUAAGUACAAAACACUGGAAAAAUCCCUUAAGGCAAAGAAAAGUGUGUGUUCUAACAAAGAAGAAAUCUCUGCUAACAACAACCAUGACCAUACUAAGGGUAACAAGCCUAAACUGGUUUUUCAGUAUGAUUUUUAAAAUUAUUGUUUAAAAGAACUAUUCACACAUAUAGCCUUUUCGUUAAAAAGUGCUACUGAAUGUAGUCUGUUCUUUUUUACAGCUAUAAAUUGUUGUCUGUUUUUAACUUUUUUAUAUGGCUUUUAUUGCAUGUUUUAUAUAUUAUUGAUGUAAACUGCUUUGAUGUUUUUCUUUUUAUAGUACAGCAGAAUAUAAAUAUUUUUUAUUAAUCAAUAUACCACUGAAUGGGCUUCAUUAAGUAAGCAGGGCUCUGUUUCCUGGCCUAUGUUUGAAUCUAUUCAUUUUGCAAUUUAUGAAAUAUCCUAGGGUUUUUUUUAUAAAAAAUCUUUCAAUGAUUUAUUAAUAGAACUUCCAACCUAGUUAUCAGCUAUAAUGUAGGAGCCAGUGGUGCAGGAGUUAACGUGAGUGAAUGUCUAUUAUUUUUAGAAAUAAUCUAGAAAAUGAAGUUGCCAGGAUAUCGCGCUUUGUGAAAUAGAGUUGUGAAAGCAAAGAUCCAUACUUGGAAUGGAGAGAGCCCUGUGCACUGGCUUCCAUGUGGGCCUUGGGGAUGUACUGAUUAUCUCUUCCAGUUGCAGCCCUCAAGAAGCUUUUAGACAGUCCGUAAACUAUACGGACCAAUGAAGGGAUUUUUGACACCUUAGUAGUGCAGUGCACUUUUAUUUCUCCUCCAAAAUAAAGAUUGCUUUCUCCCACAUGCACCUCCCCAAAUCUUGAGAUCCUCUUCAGAGACGCUGCUUACUAGGGAGGGGACUUUUCAGUAGUUGAGCUGCAGCUAUGUGACCCACCUCCCUGGUGAGACUCGCCUGGCACUUUGUUUUUUAUUAUUUUGGUGCCUGAUAACACCUUUUGAUUUUUUUCAGGCCUGAAAAAAUGUGAGAUUUUUCACAAUUGUAAACCAUUGUUUACAUGUUGUGCAUUGUUUGGCCUUACAGUGAAACCGGUUUUAUCUCUAUCCCUGCUGACGUGUUGUUUUUAAAGCUAUGAUUUGUUUUUUUAUGGUAUCUGUUUUAUGUUUGCAAGGCAUCCAAAGAUCAGUCUUGUGUGGCAACCUAUAUAAAUUCCAAAAAUAAAACUGUGUUCCAGCAUGGAUUUUUAUGUCAGACUUUUCUUCCCCCUCCUCCUUUUGUUUUAAGGAAUACGCAGCACAAAUAGUAGUUUUCUGAAGUCGCGAAGGCUUUCUCAUGCUAUCAUGGAAGUAGACGAAGAUCAUGCGGGAAGCAUUCAGCUUCAGCAACCUAGUGGGGUUUCGGUUUCUUUAAGCAAAGAUAGCCUGGAAACUAACGGUAAAAUUGCUUCAGACCUCAAACUUCCCUCUCCCCCAGCCCUACUCAGCUUUAUUUGGCAGAUUAAAUAACUGUUAAAUUAUAUGUUGAAUAUGAACUGACCCCCUUAAAAUAAUAUGAUACUUAUUUUUACACUGGCACUAAAACUUGGGAGAUGCUGCAAUCAAAUGAUGUUGUAUAGUGCUGUUCAGGCCUUUAGCGUUCUCUGAAUUGCUCUUAUUAUAAUUACUUCAGUCCCCAGUCUGUUCCAGCCAUAGGAGCUCUGGUGCACACAUGCAGCUCUCCUGCUCAGAACAUCUUCUCUGUUUCUAUGAGGUUAUACACAACUACACCAGAGUUUUGUGAGCACUCAGUGCCAGUUUCAUAAACACGCAAUAAAUGUAUAAUGCUCAUGAAACUCUGCUAUUUUUAGAAUAGGCUUGUUUAAGAUCAAGUCAUACAUUUUUGGGCAUUAUCUCUGCAUUUUCUUGAUUUCUCACUUAAAGCAGUGCCUGGACACUAGACAAUUUCCCCCUGCAAUUACCUUCUUACGAAAAUUGAUAUUAAUUUACUGUACUUAUUUAUAUUCUGGUGCGUUUAAAUUUAGAUUCUGUUGUGGCUUCAGGGCCUCAUGAGAUCUUUUUGGGAGCCGGAUUGGAUACUUUAGAAGAACAAGAGGAAAAGGAGAAGUUCUUUGCUGAUCUUGAGAAAGGAGCAUCAUCUACGAUAGACUAUUCUAGAUUGAAUAAGGAGCUGGAUUCCAAUGAUUCUGAAGGAUUAAGAGCAUUUCUACGGUAAAGUUAAAAUAAAAAUCAAUAGUUCUAGUAAUAUUCAGAACUCGAAACAUUCAUGUGAUAUUUUCAGUAAUAGUUUCUUAAGCAGGGCAUAAUAAUAUCCAGUUUUCUAAUGAUUAAACCUCAAUUCUCUGCUUUGAACUGUGCAAAUUAAAUCUUCCUGUUAUGGCUCACCGUAUUCAGGAUUCUGAUUGAAUUUGUGGCUAACCUGUAGGCCUCCAGCUGUUGCUGGACUCCCAACUCCCAUCUGCCCCAGUCAAUGUGGCCAGUACUUGGGGUUGAUGGGAGCUGUAGUACAACAACAUCUGAAGGACCACAGGUUCCUCACCCUGUUUUAAAACGUGACUUAAUUGUGAGUGUAUUCCUCACCCUCUCUUAUGACUCCCCUCUGCAGAUUCUGCACACAGCAGAUUAGCCACAGUGUGGCUUGUCAUGUCACAUGGACCCAGAUAAUGGUUUUUUUGUUUCAAACAAGCAGUAAGUCAACAACAACAACAACAACAACAACAACAAUAAUAAUACUAUCGCCUGUUUGUGCUGCACAUGGAAGCAGGAGGGCUGGGAGGCACAUUUGCUAUUAAGCCAAUGUUUAAAACAGACCAUGGCUUAGCGUCAAGAGUUCUGUACUACUUGCAAAGUUGUCUAUUUUGCAUAGUUUAGAUUUUUAAAAUUUUUUUAGAAGGAUAUGCUGUUAACUACCAGAACAGCAGAGCAGUCUGUACUAUGAGCAUGAAAACAAAUUUGUUCUGUCUAAUACUGUUGGGUGAGAGACGUUUUUCUAGAAGUAAUGCUGUCAUAUUUUGCAGAAAUCACUCUGAAGCCAAACAGGUAGAAGAAGGCAAUGAAGAUGAACCGAGGAACCAUGAAAAAUCUGGUAACUGUACUUCAGUGUUUUAUUAUCAUUUGCUUUAUAGACAGCAUUUUAUGGACAAUAAUUUGACUUACGAAGUGAAUGAUCCGUGCAGGUCAGGUCACAAUAGCCUAAAGCUGUAGUUACCAGAGACAAAUGAAAGCAUAUUGCUGUCUGCCAUGGGUAACAGAGUGCUGAAACAGAUAUAUUGGGGUGGGGGGGACUUUCUCAGCCUGAGGGCCACAUUGUCUCAUGAACAACUUUCUAGGGGCCUCGUGGAUGGAGCCAGAGACAAAAGUGAGUGGAGCAACAUACAUGACUCUUACCCUUGAGCCAUAGGAUACAUUCCUGCGACUCAGAAGUUCUAAACACACACACCUACCACUUUUAAUCCAGAUAAGCAAAAGGCAUUAUCUCAGUUCAGGGAUACACUCCAGUCAUGCAAAAGCACUCAAGGAAAGUAUGGAGCAGAACUGGUGAGGGGUGGGGUCUGGGAAGAACAGGGUGUGGCCUGGAAAGGGGCGUGGCCUGGGGGGAAUUCCAAGGUCUAGCCAGAAGGACCUGGAAGGCCUCUCUCAGGCCUGAUGUCUUCCAACCCAAGAUAAAAGUUUUAGUCUGAUCAAAGAAGGUUGUUCUUACAAUCUAGCGGUACAUGUGAGAAAUAUUACAGAACUGAUGGAUGCUGAAGAACCUUUUUCAAUGCUUACUGCAGAAUAUCAGUUUUUUUGCAGAGCACAGUGUGCACUUUGGAAGGGACUCUGUUCCAAAUGAAUGAGGGUUUAAGUAUUGGGGUUUUUCAUGCCAUCUAGGUUAUUUCUGCUAGAAGGAGGGUCGAGAGAUUAUCCCUACCCCUAGAACCUUUGUCUAAUACUUGAAUUUGUGCAGUUCACAGUCUGCUGAAGGAGGGGGCUGAGCUGCUUACUCGUGAAUAAAUCUGCAAAUAAAAGGGUUCCAGUCUGUUUCUUGUAUCCAUCUCUUCCUGGUCAUUUGAUCUGAUCCAAAGAAGAGCUAUAUAGAGAUGUAGGGGGAUGGCUGGUCCUAUUUUCUUACAAAGAAUUAACCGUAUGCCUUGCGUCACACACAUUCCAGGUGAUUAUAGUGAAGAUUUUGAAGAAGGUUCAGAAUCUAAUGAAGACAAUAAAGCUGAGCAAGUUCUUGUGACAGAAGCUAAAGUAAGCGUUUUGGAAAAGCAGAACCAUUUCAUGUUUUGAACAUUACUUAUAAUGAUUUUAGUGUUGCUUAUACCCAACGAACAACUUACCAGACAUCUACUGUACAGUGCAAUCCUAUUCAGACACACUAAAGGCCCAUUAGGUUCUUUGGUAGUAGGGUAGCAGAUGAUGAUGACGAUGAUGAUGAUGCAUCCAGCCCAAACGUAAUGGAUGCUAUUUAGUUGAUAGGCUUGCUGUUUAGGGUAGCGGUGGACUCUGUAAUAUUUAAUAUCUGGCCAUUCAAUCCCAUUUGUGACUCUCAGGGUGGUUUUACAAUCCAGGAAUAAAACAAAGGACAAUAAUAAAUGUGACAAAGAUCAAUGUAAUCUGAAAACUGCAGGGGGGGGGGCUGGAUCAGUAGCAGUACUGAUGCAGAAAAAGAUUAGGAGAUAUAAGGCAUGUUACCAAAAAAAAACAUUAACAGUGCCCAGGCAUCACUCUCAGUCACAAAAUAGAAUAGAAAAAGGUUUGUGAAUUGCAGGAUAUGGAUGUGAUAGGAAGAGAGAUGGAAAUCCAUGUGUACAUAUGUGCCUUACUAUUUUAAUAAAGGCAGGAUGAAUGUCCCUGCACUGUAGUUGUAUAGCAGUCAUAUGCUCACCAUCUAAAGCAUUCAAGAUAAUCAAAAUAUGUAUAUUUCACAUCAUGCACAUUCAUAUGUAUUCUCUAACUUUUUAGGAAGAAAAGACUGGCAUGCUGGCUGAAGGUACAAAAAAUUCACAAGAUGUGGAAACGUGUUAAAAAUACAGCACAGGGCUUGAAUGUUUGAUUGGCUUUGCUGUACCCAAUUUUGGGUGAAAAGAGUCAGAAAUUAUCCACACUUUUUAAAUGGAUCUCAAUGCUAGCUCCGAUUGUGCUGGCGAUAUUUGCUUUAGAGAUGCUUUGCAGAUAUCUGUAGAAGUAAAGGUUAUUCCUUUUAUUCCAAAUUGAUGCCUACUAUAGGCUUCCUUUUGGAAUCAGAGGAUUAGCUCUAGAACUGAAUAUCUCCUUCCAUUUGUAAAAGGGACUGAGAUCCAGUAGAAGGAGGGAGAAGUCAAAUGUUUACCAGUCUCCCUCUCCCAUUAUUCUAGAAAGAAGCUCAUCCAAAUCUCUGGAGGACCUUUUAAGGGAGUAUAGGGUUCUUCCGCUUAGAGUUUUUCUAACAGUCAUUUAUUGUUAGAUAAAAUAAACACACGGGCAAGGAGGAAUAAACAAAAAUCAUCUCCUCCCUUAAUGUAGUAACAGUGGAGUCCUCAGUAUUUAUCACUAUUAAUCCCCAUUUUUAUCUGGGAGGACAUGAGCAAGGUCUGGAAUCAAAUUAUUAGUAACAGAAACCAGCACAGAGCGUUGUUCUUCAGUUUUGAGAAUCAUUUUGAGAAGUAGUUCAGAUGUGUAAAUUGUGUUUAUGCUGGAUAAUCUAAACCAGCCUUCUCAAUGUGAUGCCUCCUGUACUAUUUAUUGGACCUUAGCUCUUGUCAGCUCCAACUAGCAUGGUCAAUGGUCAGGACUGAUCCAAAAUAACAGGAGGGUGCCAAGUUGGCUUUAACAAUAAUUUUAUAAGCCAAACAAUCCCAGUAAAAUAAUUAAUAUGUAUUUGUAUUAAGUUACCGGUAAAUAUAUUUAUAUUUUAUUGCAGUUCAUGGUCAGGUAAAACUUCCUUGCACUGCUAUCUUUCUGACCUGUCUUACUAUGAGAAAUGUGGCACCCAACUGCAUACAUUUUUACACAAAAGCAAUUCCCACCAAGUUCAUUGUGACUUUCUUCCAAAAAAGGGUGCCUAAUUGCACCUUUAGCUAUGAAAUUUAUACCAUGCUUUGGGGAAAUCAAGCUAAAUCUGGGCAGGGCUUGAAGCAAUUGCCCAGUAGUAAAGAGCCAUAGUUGGAGUUUGUACUACAAAAAUCCUUUAUAGUGAAUUGUUUACUAUAAAAAACUGUGUUAUCCAUUUCCCCUUUCCACCCUGUUUAUCACGAAUGCCUUCUCCACUUUUGAACCAUCUUCUGGCCUAUGGCCCUAGCCUCACUUAUUAAUCAAGCAAAGCGAUCCAAGCCCCCAGUGCACCGUGUGGGAGGGGACGGAGGUGUCCCUCCACCUAGCCUGGCUGCCAAGCCUCCACUGGCAGGGGAGCCCCACCAGCACCCCAAUUUACCCACCCAAAUAGCAGGUGGGCAGAAGCUACCAUUGGUAGCAGCCCUCAGAAAUCCACCAAAAUGAGGUGUUUCAGGGAUAAGGAAGGGAUGGAGGGCAUAUGCUGGGUCUUGAGCCAGCCCUGCUGCCACCACAGGAUAGCAACAGGCCUAGUCUUGGGGGUGGCACAACAAAGAGGCUCCCCCACUCAUCUUUUGCCUGGGCUAGCACAAGGGACAGAGCUGUGGAUGCGGCCAAGCCACUCUGGCAAGCCCUGUUGCUCCCAGCCAGAAGUUUGGGUUGCCGCCUUAUAUAUCUUAUCCAUGUGCUUUUUAGAAGCUGCUAGGGACAUCUGAGAUUGCUGGGGUGGCUACUUUAAAAAGUUGUACUGAAAUGGCAGAAGAGCAAUGGUUAGAGUCUGUAACCCUCAUAUUGUCUGAUAUGGGAGAUACAAUUGUGUUGCACAUCAGUGUUCUCUAACUUAUCUGUUUUCUCUUUAGUUGUCCUUCUCGAUUCCCAAGACUCGACCCUGGAGAUGCAAAAGAUUGGUGAGCAGCAGGAUGCAGCUGUGACAGAACACCCUCUACCUCAAGAAACCGCUGCCGAUGAAAUGAAUGGAACAGGUAAACCCUCUUUAUUAUUGACUACUUCUUUCCACAUCUGUUAGCCAUGCUGAAAACAGAAGUAAGGCAAGAGCAGUCUGUCUUGGUCAGUUCUAGCUCUCUCUGCUUCACAAUUACCCUUUGAUCAUGUAAACAUUUAGAGCCUUAUUCAGCCAAAGCUAAGCUCUUUGAAGUCAUAUUGAUUUCAACAGGAAAGAAUCAAGCAUUUCAAAUUGAAGAGACUUAGAAGUGUAUAACUAUAACAUGUCUUCAUUGCUUAAUGUUUUCUCAAGGUAAAAGAUUAUGUAGGCAAUUCCUAAGUUUUGAAAAUCUAGUUCUGAAUUGAAGAAGAGAAAUGCUUUGUUUUUUUCUUACUAGUUACUGAGUUUUAAUGGCUAAGGAUGUAGUCUAUAUUUUUGUCACUGGUGGCAACCAAUAUUUAAUUAUUGUGAACUUCAGCCUAAUACUGCAAUCCUGCACUUGCUUCCUUGGAAGUCGGUCCUACUGAACUCUUGGAAGUGUGCAUAGGAUUGUAGCCUAAUGCUGCAAUCCCUUAUCCAUUACUAGGGAGUAAGCCUCACUGAACUCAGUAAGAUAUGUUUCUCAGUGGACACGAUUCUACUGUUAGUAUCUUAGGUAAUUGUUGCUAUUGCUUUAUUGACAUUUCAGCUCACUUCAUCUUGGUUGACUUUUUCACCUGACCCUCCUCAGGUAUUUCCGGUGCACAAACGAAUAGUGAUAUUGAAGCUUUGCAUCAGGCCUACUGCCAUAUUGAGCAGUCUUUAGGAGAUUCUGAUGAGCAAAGAAUUCAUGGUGGUAAAAUAGAAGAGAACUUGGCUAAAGAUGUUUCACCGAACACAGAAGGCUGUCCCAAAAAUACCUCCACUACUGAUUCUGGUAAAUAUUGAAAAUUCCCAAUACAACUUUAUUUUGGCAUAUGCCCAUAAAUGAUUCCUGAUUUAUUAUUGCUUCCAGCACAAGCUUAUACCAACACUGGUGGCUUGGGGAUGGAGUCCUUGAAUUCUCUUGGAAUCAUGUUAUUUUACCUCUCCUCUCGAGACACUAUUUUCCCAUCUCCAGCAUUCAAUCCUUAUGUUUAGUAGGCUGCAGUUGCACUAGCACCAAACCACAGUUUAGUUAAAAGAUUGGCUGCACACUGUUGCAAAGGCAAGCAUAAUUGUUAAUGCAGUCUGUCUUCUAGUGUACACAUGGCUUCAAGAGCACUUUCUGAGCCAGGCUGAGGGCAAAGUCCUUUUUUUAAAAAUCUCCCUUUUAAUUCCAUGAUGACUCAUCCUGCUAUCUGCUGCAUCAGAACCUGCACUUGCCUAGAUGUUUAUGAGGUCUUCCUCAGCUUUGAGGAUAGUGUUUUGGUUUCCACGGAGAUCCUUCAUGGCUCAUUCUUUUGUUCACAAUAGCUUCUCUCCCUUUAUUUAUUGAUAAUAUUUAUCAUCUGCCCUUCAACAUAAGGUCCCAGAGCAGGUUGUAGCAAGAUAAUAUACAGUUAUAAAAACAAGUAAAUCCAUUACAGUCAUAAAAGCACAUAAAAAUGUUCCAAAUGGAACAAAUUCAGCAAAAGAAGUGCGCAACAUAAAACAAUAUCUUAAUGGUCUCAAAGGCCAAGAUAAAGAGGAGCAUCUUCCACAUACAGUCUUCAUAAGUGACUAUUAGCCCCAUUGACCCUCAGCAGCUUGCUGUGGAAACUGCCACCCACUGAAUUAUUAUUCAUCUGUGUCUUUGCUACCUGCUGAGAUACUAGCACAGCAUGAAAGUAAAUUUUGAAGCACUGACGAUGCUCAUUUUUCGAGUGGUAGGUCCUUAAUCAGAUACCGUUUGAGUGUGUUCAUUUAGUAAUGUGAAAGUUGACCCAGGAGUCACACAAACUGUUCACUCACUAAAAAAGAUUGCAUAUACAGGAGACCUGACCAAAAUGUAAGACAGUUACUAAACACAUACAUAAAAGUGAAGAUUAAUUGGUUUGUAAAUAGUCUGGGGAGGUUAUGAAUUAUAUCUCAAAAGGAUUGCUGUCGUUACAAAAGGAAUGUUAUGCCAUAGACAGGAGAGAUCACAUUACAUAUAACAGGAGACUACCUAUAGCCAAAGACAUACUGGAUGUGCACAUGCAUGUACAUGAACACAGAAUCAGUGGGUGAGUUUCAUUUGAAAGUAUUUCAUUACUGUUUGUUGAUCUAGAAUGUUGUCGUUUCAUCUACUUAGAUCUCCCCACCAUAGAAGAACUGAUGAAACCUAUCAGAGCAGAUUCAGAUUUUACCAGGGACCCUGCAAGGUAUUCAUUCUAGAAAAUACACAGUUUAUGCCAAUUAAUGUCCUUUCUUUCUGUCUUGUUCUUUGCCCCCUCCCCCUUCUUCAACCUCUGUCCAAAGGAUUUGGGAGUUUGUCUUAGCUUGCAGUUUGUGCUUUGCAGUUGAGACAGAUCAGUCCUUAAAACCUAAUCCUGAGAUUGAGUCCCAUACUGCCAGUACUCACUUAAUACAGUUAUUGGCUUAACUUUGAAACUGGCAUGCUGUUGUGCACCUGAAAUAGAUUCUAAUGGUCCAGUCCUGCAGAAUGCUAAACUAAGAGAACAGGUGCUGUGACUGGGCACAGUUUCCAGCAUAAGUGAACAGCUCUUCUCUUUGCACCAGCUGUAGGAGCCAACCCUAGUCUUUUCUAACAUAGAAAGCUGCUUUAUAUUAAGUCAGGCCAUUGGUCAAUCUACCUCAGUAUUGUCUACAUUCAUUGGCAGCCUCUGUCAAGGGUUUCAGGCAGGUACAUUCCCAGCCCUACCUGCAAAUGCUGUUAAAGAAAACUGGGAAUAUCAAGCUGUGUCUUUUCCACUCAGCCUCAUAUAAGGUGCUGCUUUUUAGCUCCUGCAGCACCCACGGUUUCUUCCAUGACUGCUUAAAGCCCGUCCUGCAGGAUCAGGCCAUAUGUCUUAAUGUAUCCCGUUAACAGUCACGUAACAAUAAUGUGUAAACUAAAACCUAAUGCAUAUAAUCUUUGGCUUGUGCUUUCUUCACUUUUUUUCUGUAGCCCUGUGAAAGCAACACACAACGGCACUGAUGAAUUAAUGAGCCAUUUAAUACUGGAAGAGCAGCAGAAUGCUACUGCUCAGGAAAAGCAAAACAUUGGCUGUUCAUUGGAGCAGCAUAGUGGACAAGAGAAUGUUUUUGUUCAAGCUGUUGCAAAGGAAGAUAGUGAACUGAUUCCUCAUCAAAGGACUGGCAAGGACAAACGGAUUGAUAAACUUAAACAUGAUGUGUUGAGGCAAAAUAGUCUCCCAAGCUCUUCAGUAUUGCAUCAAGACAAAAAGACUAACCAGGUAAACAGCAUCUCAGUGUCUUAAAGAGAUUUAUGCAAGUAUAAAGAUCAGCUAUGCACAUAAUAUAUUUAUUUGUUUGUUUGUUUGUCUGUUUAAUAAACAGAUUGUACAUAAUAUUCACUAGUUAGGCCCUUGGGUGCUACAAGGAUUAAUUGAUUGAUUAUUUUUUCCUUAAUAUUUUUAUCUCACUUUCCUUCACCAAGCACCAAAGAUGGUUAACUAAAUUAGCCUCCCUAGAAAGAAGUCCAAGACACUGGGCUCAGCCAAUAAAGAUCUCUGUUGUUGAAUCCCUGCUAUUGUUCCCCAUUUUUUUCCUCUAACCCAGGGGUAGGCAACCUAAGGCCUGUGGGCCGGAUGCGGCCCAAUCACCUUCUCAAUCCGGCCCGCGGACGGUUCGGGAAUCAACUUGUUUUUACAUGAGUAGAAUGUGUGCUUUUAUUUAAAAUGCAUCUCUGGGUUAUUUGUGGGGCAUAGGAAUUCGUUCAUUAUUUUUUUUCAAAAUAUAGUCCGGCCCACCACAUGGUCUGAGGGACGGUGGACCUGCCCACGGCUGAAAAAGGUUGCUGACCCUUGCUCUAACUUUUUCACUGUUGCAGUUUCCUCCUUGACCUCUUCCUGCCUCACCUGUCUUGACACUCUUGGCUAAUCUUCUCUGAUUAUGCAGCUUUGAAGACAGAAGCUGCCUUGUCUUCUGUGUCUGAAGCAGCUGAGGGCUAGGCAGCUGAAUAUCAAAGAAGUCUUAGUAGACCUUUAAAAUAUUAUCAACAGACUUCUUUCCAUCCCACUCUUACCCAUGUUUACUCGGGUAAGCGAGAUCAAUUUCAGUGGGACUUACUUCCAGGCAAAUUGUUUUAAGAAUGCAGCCUUCACCUCUCUCAGUAUAGCCCAUCAGUAGCGGUGAGGCAGAGCCACUCUUCUGACAACUGUGUUGCUCCACUACCUGGAUAGAGCAGGGCAAUGGAAGGUCAGGGCUGCUUAGGUGCACCAGCAGUAGUGCUGGAUUGGCCAACAGAGCUCUGACCCCAGCCCCACCCAGGUAAGCUGCAGUGAUGGCAGUGCCAGGAAGGCUGCUUCACCCUGCCACAGAAGCUGGUACCUCUGCAUGGGCACACAAAUUUGUUUCCUGGUUAUUCUCAUUUUCCAGACUUUGGGAGCUAAGAGGAAAUUUUACACAUGAGCUGAAUAGCACAACACAUUGAAAUGUAAUCUGGUAUAUAUCAUUGGUGUGGAACCUCUAUUCCCUUGAGUCUCAUUAGACCUACCAGCCUCAGAGGUUUGCUCACCAGGUUGUUUUGGGCACGCUAUGCCCUACUUUGCCUGGCCUGAUGACCAGGGAAAGUUCUAACUAGCUAACAGGAAGUGUGCUCCCAAUUCUUCCUUUGCAUUCUGGCUUGAAUUCAAGCAGAUUCUUUCCUUUGAAGUUCUGUCACCUGAUACCUGAUGAUUGACAGGUGAGCACUCUGUAUAAAACUUGUUGUGUUAAGCUCAUUGUAAACACUUGACUUGAUUUUACAUUCAAAGCCAAGCUGGUUGAUUUAAUAUUAUAUAAUGUUGUCUCCAGACCCGUCUUUCCCACACUUGGACUAAAGAAGGUCUAAAUUCGGUGAUGAACAAACAAGUAACAUUCAGAAAUACCAAAAAUACAGCUGCUGUACAUAGAAAGAAAUCUCUAAGUGGACCCCAUAGCUCUGUUAGGAGUUCUGGAUAUGGAAGAUCCAGUUCUCCAUUAAAGCACUUUUCCACAAUUAAUGAGAAGAAGACAUUAAAGGAAAACGUCAAAAAGCCAGUUUUAAAAACAAAAUCUCCUCCAAGACAAAAAGGUAAUGGAUUUUUAGUGUGUCUUUAAUGCAGAUGUGUUUGAUUUAAUGUAGGGAAAAUGUCAAGUGUAGGAUUCCUCAAGGUUAAAUAUUACUGCAUACUGCUUCUUGCAAGAUGAUAAUACUGUUUAAAAACGUGGAACUUUUAGAUACAUUCAAACAUACGUUUUAACCUAAAAAAAUUUGUUGGUAGAUUUACCAGUGCUCAACAUAGCAACGUGAUUGCACAAGGCAUUUCAACUUCUUUAAAGCAAGGUGUAGUUAGUUAACUGCACUUCCAGUUUGUCAACUAUAUUCAGCAAACUGUUUGAGACUGCAGAGUAUCUUUGACCUCGAGUUCCCGAGGCAAAGCCACUGUGGCCUGAGACUAUUUGUAAGGCAGCAGAUAAAGAGUUGGCCAUGAAGGAGUCCCAAAGGGAAAAGAUCACCCUGUGCAUGCUCUUUUCCCUCAGCUUCUCAUUACAAAGAGCUCCUGUGGAUCUUCUCUAAACUGCUUUUUGAAGAUGGGAUAGAUUAUCAAGUUUGAUGAUUCAGGGAAGCAAGUCAGAAUUCAAAACAAAAAACUGAGGACCUAUGUGUUAGUGUCCUUCAGUUUGGUAAACACGGUGCUCUGUUUAGGAUACUCUGAAAAAUAUAGAACUUUCUCCUAAUUUGUUUACAAUCCAAACCUAGAUGAGGAGGAGGAGGAGUUGACAAAGUGAAGGGAGGCUGAGGCUGGGAUAACAAGUUGUAAAUGCAUUCCUGUGCAUACUUACCAUGUGGUCAAUCUGUAUAGGAUUUGGCUGCACAACAUUAAGUGAAAGAAUUUGUGCAAAGGAUGUGUUUUAGAGAAGGAUUUAAUGUCAGAAUUCUAGAUACAAUAAGUAGCAGUGGGAUUUGUUUAGAGACCUUUGAGUAGGUAAGGUUGUUAAAGCAGGAAGGAAAUAUUUUAGAUGGUGGUAUGUUUACAAUAUAAAAGCACAGAAAUAAGGUGAGGGGGUGAAGUUGUAAAAUGACUUGUCAGACACAGGUGCCUUGUUUUAACAUGCAUGUUCCCUACAGGAUUGAUCCUUGUUUAAAGUGCAUUCCCCCCCCCCGCCCCCGAGAAUUGUAAGAGAAGAUUAUAUGUCAUUUUAAAUACUUAGAGGGUAAUGGGAUAUAUAAAGAAGAAUAGUGAACUGUGGAAAGUGGUUUGGAAGUAUGGCAGCAGUAUUUGGUUUUGUAAUUUUAAAGCAGGAAGACAACAGCAGUGGGCAACAUUUAAUGUCACAUGAGUGACCUCCGCCUCCUCUAGAAGUUCCCUCAACACAGCAAAGAGGAGGAAAGGAAGGGGAAGUUAUUUUAUGGAAGCAGAAGUCUAUUCUACUAGUGAACAGGCAUCAUGGAAUUUCGCCCAGUAGUAGUAUUCGCUUUUCCACUUGUACAUUGCAUGAUCUGUUCAAAGAAAUGUUAUGUCUCCAUAUAAAUAGCUAGGGCUAUUAAGAUUACAGCGCCCACUAUAUUUUUUUUCUCAUCCAAGAAACAUUUUCUGGAACUAUGACAAUACAGACAGCAAACAAUCCAGUUUCUACAAAGAGAAAUUACUGUGCUACACCUGGACAAUCAUCUGCAAGCAGUCUUCAACAGCCAGCUAAAGAAAGUGACUCUUGCUUACAGACACACAAUGUAAGUCAUUGCUCCUAAAUUGAAAUUUUUUAAGGGGACUUGCAAGGGAAUAACAGUACUGCAGCAGAUAUAAACUUUUUGUAGAGUCGUAGGAAUCCCUGCUGUCCUGGAGUGUCUCAGUGUCACCCAGGUUGUCUACCCUUACAAAUGUGAGAAGAGAAUACAUAUGUAAUUUGAUGCACUCUAUCUGUUCUGAUCUGUGGCCUGAUUUACACUGCACUUAUAAUGUAACUCCAAAUCAUUGCACAAAAAGUGUGUGCAGCAUUAGAGAUCCCGUUCGGGUUACAAAAGUGUGUUGCCUUCUCUUUGAAUUUAAUAGAGUAAGUGUCCACUGGAGGCAGGGCAGCUGUCAUUAAAAACUGCAUAAGGUUGGAAGCAGAGGUCCAUAAAUGAGAGUGUAGGAAGAGGCAACUUCUAUCCCUGCUCAUUCAUGUAAGCCUUCAUUGAAUCAUAGCCUCUGGCUGGUGGAGCCAGUGUGGUGUUGUGGUUAAGAGCGGUAGACUUGUAAUCUGGUGAACGGGGUUCGCGUCUCCGCUCCUCCACAUGCAGCUGCUGGGUGACCUUGGGCCAGUCACACUUCUCUGAAGUCUCUCAGCCCCACUCACCUCACAGAGUGUUUGUUGUGGGGGAGGAAGGGAAAGGAGAAUGUUAGCCACUUUGAGACUCCUUUGGGUAGUGAUAAAGUGGGAUAUCAAAUCCAAACUCUUCUUCUUCUUCUGCAUAAGGCAGACAUAGGCAAACUCAGCCCUCCAGAUGUUCUGGGACUACAACUCUCAUCAUCCCUAGCUAACAGGACCAGGGGUCAGGGAUGAUGGGGUUUGUAAUCCCAAAAACAUCUGGAGGGCCGAGUUUGCCUAUGCCUGGCAUAAGGAGACCUUUUGAUUUUCCAUUUGUGGAAAUACUAAAUUAGACCCAACCCAUAGUAAAUGAUAUUGAUUUCACUUCAUCUCCAAUGGUUCUCCAUCUAUUAAUUUGAUAACAUCCAUAUCUAUGCUACAGCCCAGGGUGCUCCCAAACAACUGACUACAUUUUUAAUGCAUGAAGUUUUUUCUGCAGUGCCAAAGCUACCUCACACUUGAAACGAGUUGACCUUGAAGCUGACAUCUUGUUUCAUGGAAAACUCACUUGCAUUGUUGUUGUUUUCCUCUCUCAAUUUAAAAUGCUAAAUGGUUCUCAUAAAAUUCAGUCUUUGAAAAUUUUGAAACUUGCAAUUUGUACUACAGAAGUGAAAGAAAAUGAUCCAUAAAUCUUGGUUGAGUGAUGAGCUGUCAGAAUAGUAUACUUUUUCCCCACAGCAGGUUGCCUCAUAUUCUCCAUCCCAAAAUAGUGGGAGGGAGCUUUAUUUACUGCAAAGAGUUCAGGAAGCAGAGGAAAAAUUGGCCGAAGCCCAUGAUUUGAUUCAGAAUCUAAAAGCCACAUCUUUGCAAAAGGAGAAGGAAAUGGAGACUAAGAUCCUAGAAAUGAAAAUGCAACAAGAUAAAGACCGUUUUCAGCUAAACCAAGAAAAUUACAUUCUUCAAACACAGGUACUAUACCUAGUUAUAUCCUUUCCCUGUUCAAUUUUUUUUUAAAAAAAAACCACUUUUAAUACAGUUCACUAAAAACAGCAUUUACUAUAUAUUUCAUUUUAGUUCUGAUAAAAUCAAAUUGGGAAUCAUGGCAAGCCAUGGAUAAAAUGUUGUCUCUCAUAGCUAGCUAAAACACCUUGCAGGAAGUGACCUUUUGCGUUUAGAAGGCUAUUUCAGCUGGUAGCCAAGCAAGCUGCUCCCCACCCCCUUAAUAUGUUUUGCUAUAUUGCAAGGAGACAGGCAUAAGAUACAAAUAAGAGAACAGUCUGUUAAAUGUACAGGAAUCUGUUAAUAAGGGCUUUUUCUUCCGAGUGAUUUUAUGAAGUAUACGUUAAUCAUAGUUCAUGUUUUCUCAGCUAAAUAACAGAGGAGACCCGAACAAAGGAACAAAGUUGUCAAAUGCUUUGGAAAGAAUUCCUGAUGAUGGAGAAAUGCUGAAAGAAAUCCAAAAAGAAGUCCAAAAUCAGGAGACUCUUCUUCAAGGGUAUCAACAGGUAGAUAUACUUAAUACUGUGGCUUCACUGAGUAAAACUUACAAAGUAUUUACACAGUCAGUUUUUAAAGCUGUAUCCAGGUUGAGAACUAUGGUGCAUUGUAUUAAAAUAAAAGGAGAGGUGGGGAGCUUGAUAGUGAAUUGACCAGAUUGUUGAAGGUCAAAGGCAAUGGCCUUCACACCACUUAUUAUUGAGGGGAAGUGCGUGGAAAAGGUCUCGGUGUUUCGAUUUCUGGGAAUGGAGUUGAGAGAUGACCUAACCUGGGGAGAAAACAGCAAAGACCUGAUGAAGAGAGCACAGCAGAGGUUAUAUUUUCUGAGAAUCCUCCAGAAAAACAAUCUCUCAAAGGACCUGUUGAUGGCAUUUUACCAUUGAACUGUGGAGAGUGUAUUAACUUAUGGUCUGUGUGUGUGGUUUGGGAGCUGCACGGCCAGGGAAAAAACAAUGCUGUCCAGGGUUGUAAAGACUGCAGAGAGAAUAAUUGGGUGCACUCUUCCCACCUUAGAUCAAAUCUAUGCUGUCAGGUGCCAUAAGAAUUCUGUAGAGAUAGCACAGGAUAGUACACACCCUGGAAAUGAUCUCUUUCAGCUUCUGCCUUCUGGAAGAAGGUAUAGGGUUAUAAAGACCAGGACUAGCCUCCUGAGAAACAGUUUCUACGCAAAUGCAAUUCUGGUUCUAAAUGUAGCAUAAGGAGUCUCUUUAGUAUAUUGUAUUUUAAAAUGGGGUUUCAGAGUUUUUAGGGGUUUUUGAAUAUUUUAUGUAGAUUUCCAAUUUCAUUGUUCUGUAUGGGACAAUGACAAUAAAGAUAUCGUAUAUGAAAAGACAUUGGUAUCUGAAAUUGGUAGAUAAAAGACUGAUAAUGAAGGUAGAGCAGCUGGACAAUCGCUGGGACAUGCAUGAAAAUGUUAGUCCAUUCAUAAGCAAGGGACAAUGUGCAUUGAUUAGUUCAAUGAGGUACUUAUUUAUAUGGAGACGGAAGAAAAGGCUACCCUUCUGGAAUUUGUAAAGAGUAAUUUCUAAGAAGUGUCUUUCACAUGAAUACAUAACAACUAAGUGAAUUAAUCCUUGAUAUUUCAAUGAAGGAAAAUGAAAGAUUAUAUAAGCAAGUGAAAGAGCUGCAGCUAAAUAACAAGAAAAAUGAAGAAAACAUGUUUAAAGAGAACCAGCGUUUGAUGGCUGAGUUGGUGUCUUUACGGUGAGUUUAUUUGAGGAUCUAAUGGAAAAUGUAGAUGACUUUAAGCAGGUCUUAAUGUGAAUGUAAAGAGGAAGCUGCCCACAUACUUGCGAUUAAGCCCCAAUGAACACUAUAGGUCUCUUUUCCAAGUAAACGUACAUAGGAUUGAAAUGCACGUCCAAUUUUUUGUGUGGAAGGGAGUUAAACUUAAUUCUUCCAUUGAAGUCAGCUUAAUCAGGCUUAGGAUCACAGAUAUCAUUUAUUUAUUUUAGAAAAUUAUAUACCAUUUGACUGUAGCAGCAGUCAUGUAUCAAAGCUGGCAAAGAGUUUGGGUGUCUUCUUUUCAGUGUCCCUUCCAUUUCUUUAACUUUUCAAGAAGUAGUAUAACAAUGAUUGUUUGUUUUAUUAAAUUUAGUCGCUUGUCAUCUAAAGAGUCUUCAAGGAACUUACAGUGAAAAAUAUAUAUACAUGAAUACAUUAUACCAAAGAAAAGGGGUAUCAUACAACACAUUAACAUUCCAUUCGACAAAAGGGGGAGAGGACUCUCACUAACACUUAUAGAAAAAGUAGUUACUGUGUGUUAAAUAGGUUGAAGAAAAUCAUAUGAAUUGCACUUUUUCAGUGACAGAAUACACCUACCAGUAAAUAAGACCAAGGGUAUAAUCCUCUACCCCCAUCUUUCUCACCCAUGUUUCAGUAAUGCAUGCCAUUGGGCACUCUCAUCCAUGAAUGAGCACUGUCUUAUUCUGUACAGACCUGGCAUUUAGCAAUAGCACACCAAGCUGUUGGGCACAGUGGAAGAGCAUCCAACAGUAUUCUGGAGCUGUGGGGAGGCAGAUAUAGGCAUCAGAUGUGAGCAUCUUUUGUUCCAUUGCCACCACCAAGCUGUGCCUAUUUUUUCCUUCUGUCACCAAGUUGCAUGGUCCCCUGUGCCUUGGCUCUGUGCAACUCCCUGCAAAUACAUGCUGCAUGCAGAUUACCUUUUCACAUCAACCCCUAAUGCAUCAUAGCAGUCAACAAUACAGUGCCCAUCCAACCAAUUCACCAUCACAUAAAGAGAGAAUACCCAUGCAGCAGGGAAGGAAGGGGGAAGGGGAGGCGGAAGAAACAAUAAAUCACAAGAGAGAGGGAGAGAGAAAGUCUCAGGCGGCCUAUCCCAAAGCUCACCUGGGGUACUUUAACAUUCACCCACCCCUGCUUCUUACCUAUGGGUGCUGACUCCCACUAGAUUCACAGCCUCUCACUCUGACAGUACUAGGCAAAAUAAACAUUCGCCAAUAUUUCUCACCAGAGAGAAUAAAACAGUCUUCCAACAAUCAGCACCAAACUAUACCUUGACAUGACAUGUGAAGGUCAGCAUGAGUUAACAAGGACUGGAUAUUUUAAAAAUUACUCUGAUUUAAUUGCAGGAAUAGUGUUUAGAUAGAACUACUUCAACAAACCAUGAGCUGUAUAAAAUUAAUAAUCCUCUCUUUUUUUCAAAAUUAAACUAGAGAGCAACAGGAUAAAAAUAACCUUUUAUCAUGUGGAGUGCGGAAUGCUGAAUCAGCUGGGAAUCAGAGUUUCACUGACCUGAUUUUAGAACUUCGGGCUGCCAAGGCAAGUACUUAUGCUUUUUCUUUAGACUAGUUUGCUGAAAUAGACACCACUUAAAACAUUAUACAUUUUGCCAACAAGUUGCUAUUACUAUUAAUUAUUUUUAUUUCAAAUAAUGAAACAAAUGGGCCAUUUACGAUAAAUUGCUGUGGCCAAGCUGCAUGGAGACCUCUAAACAAGACACUAUAAUUUGCAUUAUAUUGACACUGCUGGCAUAACAAAUCUGCUCCCCUCUGCUGUGCAGGUCAGGCUCUUUUUCCCCAUGCUGUGGCCCCAGUACAGCAGAUCCAUGCCUGGAAAUCUCUCACUUUAUCCAGGCAUCAGUUCAGUUCACUUCAAUGGUUAGAAGAGGUGUUAUCCUCAUGGCUGAAUUGAUUUUCGAAUGCUGUGUUACUUUUAUUGUUGUUAGCCACUCUGAGCCCGGCUUCGGCUGGGGAGGGCGGGAUAUAAAUAAUAAAAAAUUAUUAUUAUGGCAUGUUUUCUGUAUCUCUCUUUUGUUUUCCUGGGGUGUGGGGGAUGAAGACUAUAGAAAGCAAUUUGCUCGAAGAGAGAAAGCGUCUAAAGCAAGACAAGCAAGCCCUUGAAGUAGAUUUGGUGCAAGUGAAGAAGGAACGAGAUUUAGCAAGAGCCCAAAUCACUUCCACUUCAGGUAAAGCACUGCUUUUGAACAGGUUAAUCCUCCGUUUAAUAAUAAGAUCUUUUACUUCACUGAAUAUAAAAUCUGUGUUUCCAUUAAUACUGUAUUAAGCUUUUGUGAUACUGUGUCUUGCAUUAACACACCAGGGAAGAGUGGGGUAAUCAAGAGAGAUGGCGGGGGCAGUAGCUGGAUUAUAUGUCCACUGGCAGCUACCCCUCCAGAAACACGUGAGCAGGGUACUGCACAACAUUUGCUUCUGAGAGUUGUCUACCAGAGGGUGGGCCUGUGUGAUGGAAAUCUCACAAAUGAAACAAUUUAUCAUCAUACAAGCAUAGGAAGCUGCCUAAUGCAAGGUCCUCCUCAAAGUGUCGGGUCUUCUCCAUCACCUGAUCUUGCUCCUUUCUGGAGAUGCUAGAGAUUGUACCUAGGACCCUUUGCAUGCAAAGGAAACUGCUCACAUAUGAGUUGGGGACAGGCAACAAGAGCAGUUCCGAGAGAGAAAGUAUGCAUCAAAGACUGGGGGCAGUGGGAGAAAUUUCCCUAAAUUCCUUUUGAUGGCAACGUGGGAUGGAAUUAUUGGAGGGGGGGUGUUGGUUCCAGGCCACUGGUUCUUUGCAUAUCAGUAGUAGUCUGGUCUUCCUAUGUAUAUUAUUAGAAUGGAAAGGAAGGAAUAGCAGCUCUCGAAAAAGCUCUCUGCCACCACAACAAAUCGUCAGACUGUAAAACAAUGAUUUAUAGCUUUUCUUUACAAGCAUCAUUUUCACCACAAAGAGGAAAUCUAAAUAUCUUACGGCUUUUGUAGAAAGCUUUAAGAUAUUUAAAAUUAAUUUGCCUCUAUUUUUUCCCCAAUGCCCAAAAUAAGCUUAGUCUUGAGUCGGAUCUGCUUUGUCACACUUUUUUAAUUGGAACAUUUUCUUCCUAGCUGAAAAAUCAUAUGAGAUGAAGAUUGUAGAAGAAUCAUACAAAGACGAAAUUGGUCGCUUGCAGAAAAGACUCCAGUGGUAUGCAGAAAAUCAGGAACUCUUAGACAGAGAUGCAGCUCGCCUUCGAGGAGCUAAAGAAGAAAUUGAUAAACUGCAGCAUGAGGUGAUUGCAUUGUCACACUUCCCUCCAGUACCGUUCAAGGCAGUAGCAAGGCAAAGGCCGUCUGAGACCAGACAGCAAAAUCUUACUUUUUCACAUAGAGAUAAGAGAAAAGGCAUGGGCACCAUGCAGUCUGAACUUCAGGAAUUUUACUUUGGGAAUGGUUGCUGCAAUUCCCUUUUGGCCAGAGCUGAGUAGUGACACUUGGGCUGAAUCCCAUCUAACAUCUUUCAGGUUUCCAGCUGUCAGGGGCUCAAGCAGUUCUGCUUGCACAUUUAUGAUUAUAGAUUUAUCUGUCAUAAAGUUCCCAAAGGCAUGACUUUCAGUCACAGGCUGCCAAGCAAGCUUCCCCGUCUCAGCCUAUGGUCUCCCUUUCUUUGGUUUCACGGUAGGUCAGGGUUUGUCUGAAUCUAGGCUGUAAUUCAGUUUCCACUCCAGAAUAUGUAGUUAGAACAUUCUGCGCAUGAGAUUUGGCACUAACUAAACUGGGAUAAAACGACCCAUUCAUUUACCAUGCUGGUACUGAUUUUCCCCUGCUGUUUAAAUUACAAGUUUUGUAAAUAAGAUUGAGGGGAUCAUUUCCUAUGCACCGUGGUUACCAAUUUCUGUGUUUAUCGUUCUUGUUCGUACACAUGCAAGUCUUUAACGGUUUUAAAGAAGAGGUCGUGCUAAUGAUAAAAUGAAUGGAUUGCUUACAUCGCUCUUCUGUGUGCCUUUCUGUGUACUGUGUAGGUGGAUCAGCUUAGAAGUGAAGCUGGGAAUCAGUCUGCACAACAAAAGAAACGGCUGAAGGACAGAGCGGCAGAUGCCAAACGAAUACAAGACCUUGAGCGGCAGGCACGUAGUACAACAAUUCCCCUUAACAGGCAAGGGAGGGAGGAUAGUCUCUGCUGGUAAUUUAGUGUGGCGAGCCAUACUCUGGCCUCUAUUCUUACGAAUCCAGUUUCGAGAUGUAUGGUAGCAUCGGAGACGUGUUUAGGCACUUGUAGGGCUGAUCUUAAUUUGUUUAGAUUGUACCAGUUCUAAUGGUGCACAACUAGCAAAGAGUGAUCUCGGUGUGACAUCUGUCAACCCACUGUUUGCCAGAGUUGAUUCGGUUGCUAAAAUUAGGUAAAUGGGAGUGCUAUAGGACAGAGAUGGGGACACUGUGGCCUUUCAAAUGUUUGUGGACUCCGGCUGCCUUUGCUUGGCCUUGGCCAGCAUGACUAGUGGUCAAGAAUGGAGUUGUUGUCCCAGCCACAUCUGGAGGGCUACCGCUUUCCUCAUUUAUGCUUUAGGAGAGAAGAAUAAUGGCAAAUCAUCGGCACAACGAAACACUGCUUCCCAUAUAUCUUAACUAUAUAUUGCAAUGUUUCAAACAGCAUUAUAUCCAAAGGUAGGGCACCAAAUUCCAGGUAGGUGAGGAGCAUCGAGUGUCAGAGAAGAAACUGCAAUCCAGACUUCAGAUAUGGGAUAAGUAAUAGGUAAUGAAGUUUUUACUACAUGUGUUUAUGAAAAAAAAUAAAGAUUUUUAUUAAUUAUGUGGUCUAUAGAUAUUGAUGUCAGAGAUAAUUUUGUGGUUUUAAUAGUUGAUUCAUGUAAUUUGGUGAUGCCUUUUAAAGCUAUUACUUCCUUAUACUUUCAUUUCCUGUAUGUAUAUGUUUAUGGCAUAUGGGAAAGAAUCAUACAACUAGGUUCAGAUCCUCAAGAGAACUUUGGGUAUUAUUAUCCUAGGAUCGUAUACAGUAACAGGCAAUGAUUCUCCAGGGUCUCUCCCAAGGGUCUUUUUCCUCACCUGCUACCUAAUUUAUUUUAAGGGGUAAUGCCCAGGAUUGAUGCUGCUAUCAUCUGCAUGCAAAUCUCUAUGAGUGAGCUAUGAUCCCUUCUCUGUUCUCAGUCGACACCAGUGUUCAUCUUCCUAGCAUCUAGCAAACCAUUUUUGCAAGAGAGGAGUAUUAUGAUAAGGCACUGGGUCUGCUGUUCAGUUUUUUUAUAAAAAGAAAAAGUUGUAAAAGCCUCUCUGUGUGCCCAAACUCUUAGGCACAACUUGCUGUGUGACUUUUUUUGGAUGCCAGCCGUGUCUCAUUAAUGAUAGAAUUUUAAAUUUGGAAGCACUAUUUCUAAACAUUUGCAGUGCAAAGUGCGUAGACAGGAUUACAUCCAUGAUCUUAAUUACUGUCAGUAUAUUCUCUGUCAUUGGGAAAAUGCAGCUCAUGUGAUUUCAGCCUAGUUAAAACACAGUAACUAAUAGUUGUUGUCCUAAUUUUUGAAAGGUUAAAGAAAUGGAAGGGAUACUGAAACGAAGGCACCCAAAUUCUUUGCCAGCUUUGAUAUAUGCCGCUGCCACGGCCACUGCUUCUGAAGGGGAAGGCAAUCCAUCAGCAAAAACGAAUACAGUGGAUUUUCUUGAGAGAAGAGUUAAGAAGCUGGAAGCCGAACUUGAGGGUAAAGAUGAUGAAGCGAAGAAAAGUCUCCGUGCCAUGGAGCAGCAGUUUCAAAAGAUAAAGGUGAUUUAGACUCCACUGUGCUUUUAAACAGCAGUAUUGUUUUGAUGCGGUUGCGUAGUUUUCGUUUCUCCCGACGAGUAGUUUGAGCUGCUCCUAGGCGCUCCCAAGUGUUAACUGAAUCCUACAGUAAUGAACCAAGGAGUGGGAAUUAGAUCAUGGUUACCUUUUAUAUAUUCUUUAAAAACUCUUUGUAUUCUAGCACCAGAAAUUUCAAUACCUUUAAUAUUAUAGACAUGCUCCAAUGCAGGCAUAUUCAUGGACAAUAAGUAUGCUCAUUCCUGUGCAGAUUCAGUUGCAUAGUCAUAACAAAAGAUGCCUACAGCAAGUUUGCUUAGGCUCAGAGGAGCAUCCCAGUGGGGAUGUGGGUCUAGGUGCCUAUCUGCUUCCAUAUUAGCAAUGUGUGUGGAAGGCUGCUUCCAUAUGCAGAACUUCCUGAAUUAGGGUGCUCCUUUAUCUGAGCCUUUUAGGGUGCGGAAUUAGGGUGCUCCUUUUAUCCUCUCCUUAAGCUGCACGGGGGGUUAAGGGUGAGGGAGUCACAAAACCUGCCUCUUCCCUUUGCACCCGUGGAAGCAUCCCAUGAGCAGAGCUGCAUUCACAGUUAGUCUCAAUACAGCCCAUUGCAAAAGGACCCUGCAGAUUAUCUGGUCCAAACCCCUGCAAUGCAGGAAUAUACACCUGUUCCAUAUGGGGAUCGAACCUGCAACCUUGGCGUUAUCAACACUAUGCUCUAACCAACUGGGCUAUCCCAUCUGUGUGUAUGAUGCAAAUCUAAUUUACCUGGAAGCGUCACUUCAUGGGGUCUUGUCUUUGCAGAUUCAGUAUGAGAAGAGGAUUGGGGAGCUUGAGCAGCUGCUGGAAUAUAAGCUGCUGAACGAGCCGCAGAAGCUUCCGGACAAGGCCGCCACCCUUGCAGCUCAUGAAAGAGAACUUUGUACUGUAAAUGAAGCCCACCAGAUCACAGUGCAAAACCUUCAGACUGAAAUAAACUCUCUCAGAAACCAGUUAGCUCAGCUAGAGCUGCAGAAGAAAGCAAAAGAUGAUGCGGACCUCCAGUCGCUAGAAUACCAGGUGGAGCAGGCUCACUCUAAAGCGAAGCUGGUAAGACUAAAUCAGGAAAUGAUUGCCAAAAACAGAGAGAUACAGGACCUCACAAAAACUGUAGAAAGGCUUCAGAAAGAGAGGAGAAUUAUGCUCUCAGCUGGCAAAGCAGAUGCUAAAGAGAAGCCUUCAGGAAUCCUGAAAAAGGAUAUUGUCAAACCUAGUCAGCUGAACCCCAGAAAUGAAGAGUUCUUCCCUGGCACUCUCGAUGAGAAAAUAUAUCAGCCCCACGCUUUUGCCGAUUGUCACAUUUCAGAAGUCCUGCAAGAAAACAGCCGUCUGAAAGAUGAUGUAGAAAAGUUGACUCUAGAACUAAGCCAGGAAAGGAUAAAAGCUCAAGCAGCCAUGGCAAAUUCUGAAAGUCUUGUAAGAAGGUAAUUCACUUAACACUGAGCAGUUUUUAAAAUGCGAUGUUCAAGGUCACUCCUUGGGCUUGGGGCAGGAGUGGGGAACCUGGCAGCAUCCAGAUGUUUUUGACUACAACUCAUGUCUUCUAUAGCCGUUAAUGGGGCUGAUGGAGUUGGAAGCCACCAGCAUCUGUUAUGGCUACAGGUUUCCUACUCCUGCUUGUAGGUACACUGUUCUAAUAACCCCACCACCAACUCUGGGCACAGAAAAACCAUACCCUGCCAUUUCUAUAAAUUGUGUAAAUUAAGCCAACAUAGAGAUUUUUUUGUAGUGUAUUGUGCUUCCAACAUGGGAAGAGUCAAUGAGUUAUGCAUAGCUUUGUUCACUGAACAAUGGAAACCUUAUCAUGCUGGAAAACAGUGACUUCCUCUCCCCGCCAUCCCCAUUUUAAUUGUAAUGCAGCUGCAAAAGGCUGCCAUUCCAUUUGGGGCAGUGGUGGCUUGAAGCAGCAGGAGGAGAAAGAAUGUGUUUUAACACCUUUGUGACAUGUACAUUUUUAUUUAUGUAUUCCGUCUUCAUGGGAGCUCAGCCUAGCUGUAAAUCUGGACGUGUAAAUGUCACCCCAAAUAAUUUCACUGAUACUCCAGUAUACAAGAGGAGCUUUAAAAACCAAGCCCCCACAUAGCUAUUUUCUAGGGGAAAAACCACACACACAAGCACACACCCUACAUUUAAUGUGCAGUUUGGUUCUAAGGCAGCUGUCCCCAUCAGGGACUAAGGGCCAAGCUAGGCAUGACCUUCUACAUAUCUUUAACCUUGUGCUUGUGUAUUCAAAAUGUAGUAGGCGCAGGAGGAUAUGCGUUGGAUUGGGGCCAUGACAAGAGGAGCUUUAAACUCCUUUCUCCAACUGCAUACCUGAUUCUCUUUCCACUUAUGCCUGUUAUUUGCAAUUGGAUAAAAUCUUCAGUUGGCACCAUUUUCUCCCAUGGUUAGCACUGGGUGGUGGGAAUGGCAUUUCCAGUUGGGACCGUGGUUGGGGGACAAAGGCUUCAAGCCCCUUUCCCAUGUCACAGUACCUAUCCAGCUGGGAAGACCACAUGCCAAAUAUUUGUGUUUUUAAAGGGCAUGCAGACCAAGGUUAAUGCCAGGUUCAUUUGGGGGCAAACCCAACAUUUCUUUAGCAUUCUUAUCCCUUGCCCUCUUUUUGUACAUGAGCCAAGAUAUAUUGUACAGGAAGGAUUCUAGGCAGAAAAGGAUACUGCUACAGGAACAUCACAGGCAUAAAUGCACAUACAAAUCUAAAAUGUGUUGUUUUUCAUGAAAAUGCUGUGUUAUUUUCUGAUGUUUCCAACAAACUUCUACCUACUAUUUUAUUUUGCAACAUUUACAGGGCAAAGGAAGAUUUGGAAGAAUACACUACAGCGCUUAAAGCAUCACAUCAAAAGGAGCUGGAGAAAAUUCUUUGUCAGUAUGCUAUGGAGCAUUCAACUUCCAAGGCAGCCGAGUUAAAUAGCAAAAUUUCAGCACAGGAGGUGAGGAAGACCAGUCGUCUGUCUCACUGCUUCAAAAAACUGCCAGCGUUUCCUGUUUCUCAAUGUUUCGUACUGUAAUCUUGCCUCUGAAAUAUACUAUGGUAAUAGUUUUGUAUUCAUUUAAGGUGAAGUUCACAAUUCUCCAUUCCAGUGUCUUUUUGUGUUCCUAGUCAUAGCUGAUCUUACAUGCUUAGUCAGAGUUAAAUUCAAGUGAUCUUAAUACAGCUUUACUCAACAAAGUUCAAGUUGUUAAACCAAAGCUCCACUUACCUACUUGUAAUAGGAUUCAAGAGAUACUUUGUUGAAAAAUUCUAAUAAUUGAAAAUCUUCCCAUAGGUCUUUAUUAAACAUCUUCAGCAACAAGUUCGUGAGUUGCAAAGAGAUCAAGAAGCACUUGCGGUUUCACAAAAGCGAGAGGAAAUUCUUCAAAAAGAGGUAAUUCAGAGUAUUAGAAAUUUGAUUCUUUAAAACGACAGUUUGAGCAAGAACAACAAUGUGGUGCCCAGACUCUGCCCUCUUCCCCCUUUCUGCAAUUUAUGUACAGUGGUACCUUGGGUUACAUACGCUUCAGGAUACUGACUCUGCUAACCCAGAAAUAUUACCUCGAGUUAAGAACUUUGCUUCAGGAUGAGAACAAAAAUCGUGCUCCGGCGGUGCGGCAGCAGCGGGAGGCCCCAUUAGCUAAAGUGGUGCUUCAGGUUAAGAACAGUUUCAGGUUAAGAACGGACCUCCAGAACGAAUUAAGUAUGUAACCAGAGGUACCACUGUAUUGGCUUUGGUGCUUCGUUCAUCGAGACUUUAAGCCAGAGUUUUCCAUUGCAUUUUAAAUGGGAAACAGGGGUGCAGUAUUGUACUGCAGAAUGAGAUAUAAAACCAAAAAUAAAAACUAAUUUUUACAUGUGACAAUGUGCGCAUACACAUACACACACACACAAAAUACAUAUAUACCUUGGUUUUCGAACAGCCUAGUUCUCGAACGUUUUGGCUCCCGAACGAUCGAAACCGAGAAGUGGUUGUUCCGAUUUUUGAACUUUCUUUUGAAAGCCAAACAUCCAACAGGGCUGCUGCAGCUUCCGAUUGGCUGCAGCUGCAGGAGCUCUCUCUAGCAAGUGUACUUGGGAUUCCAGCCUUUCCGCUAAGCUAGUGCAAUCCAUAUGACUUCUAUCCUCUUUAUAUAAUAAAUAGUAGGGAUAUUUUAAUAAACAAGUGCGCUUAUUAGAUUCCAGCGUGCUGCAUCCCAUACUGAAUCAAUGGGGAUGGUGUGCUUACUGAAUUCCUUUUGGGGAAACUCCUAUCCCCAGAAAUGUUUUGAGUGGGUGUAGGAACAUCUGUUGCUGCUAAUGCGGUUGAACAUACACAAAAAAAACAACAGGUAAUUUCGUGUUCUCAAAUUUUAGAUGGCAAAACUGUUAGAAGAACUUGGAGAGGCUAGAGAGAGCCAGACCCCAGAGAUGAAACGAUUUGUGUGUCUAGAAAGGAAGAUCAAACACUUGGAGGCCAGAUAUGAACAAAGAGAACAAGAACUUCAUCAGGUAAAUAAAACAGGGAAUUCUUCUCUUUAAAAAGUCAAUGUUUCAAAUGUCUGAGUGCAAAUGCCCUUCAAAAUGCUUAAUGUAACAAGUACUUAAAUUAUGGAGUCUCAAGCCACAUCUAAAAAGUCUGAUAGACCUGCAACCUGAUUUAGUCAGUAUUUAGAUGUGUUGGUUUGUAGAGCCCCUUCCAAAGAAUUUUUAAAACAAGAAUAAAUGAAAGGUUUUCUAAAUGCUCUGAUAAUGAAACAGUCGGGUUUAGAAAUUAUGCUGCCAUUUCUCAUCAGUGAACCUGCUUACUACCCAGGUAAUACAGCAAACACCGCAUAUUGCGGAAGUUGAACAAAUCCAGGAAACUGAGAAAUGGCGGAAGCUGGCACUGUUGAAGAACCAAGAGCUUGAGAAAUUUCGCAUUGAACUGGAUUCGAUUUUGGAUGUUCUACGGCAGCUGCAGAAACAGGGUGUUAUCAUUCCACCAGGUGGCCCAAGCAUGCCGGAAAAUGACUGGAAGACUAGAAAGCUCCUCAUUUAAUCAGUGAAACAGCUUCAAUAGAGAGAGAAGAUGAAGCCUUGCCACAAAAGGUGAUUAGUUUUUAACUUUAUAGUUGUGCCCAGGUUUCUCCUGUAUACAUUUAUCCCAAUCCUUGCUGACUUGUUUUUAUUCUGUAUAUUAAAUAAUACUACUUGCAAAUUUGAAGUGCUGAACUUUUUUUCCCCUUCACAAAAAAGAAUCUCCGCACUUUAUUGGAUGCAUUAAGAGAUUUGUCUACCAAAGUAAACUAUUGGUGACCAAGAAGGAAUAUCCAUAAGCAGCGUAUGAUGUCAACUUUCACCAG